UAAUAACCAAUGAUAAAAACCAAACUUUAAACGUAUUAAUAUGAUAUUCCGAUCAAUUAUGUUAUAUUGUUUAAAUCUAUGAUACAAUAGACAUUGUGGAAGUGUUACAUGUCAUAAAACAUUUUCAACCUUGCAACGACGGAAAACUAUUUAUAGAUCAACAUCACAUGACAUAAACAUUGUCAUGGGUUGAAAUGGAGGUGAUGUUUCUUCCCAAGUUUUAUUACAUUGUAAGCUGUAUCCUACUGUUAUUUACAAUCUCCAAGGCCAGUGGUAUAGUUUUUGAGCUGAACACCUUUAAUUGUACGGUGCAUUAUGUGAAGUGUGUGCAAUGCAGUCCAGGCUCUUUUGCCAACAGCUCUGUUGAGGAAUGUUAUUGCUGUCCUACAUCAGUUAAAGGUCAGUGCUAUAAUAGUAGCAGCUGUCAGGAAUGUGGAGUGGGGUAUUUCCAGUCCCAGCCUGCUCAGAUCUCCUGUCUCCCAUGUCAGAAAGGAUCCUAUACAGGUGAGACAGGAUCAACUAACUGCACAACAUGUGACAUUGGUCAUUUUGCCAACGAGACUGGCUCAUCCAGUUGCUAUGAAUGUUCACCGGGAACAUUCCAGAAUGAGACAGGACAAUCAGACUGUGUUCAGUGUCCUCAGGGGCAGUACCAGGAUACUGAUGGACAGACCAGCUGUAAGGACUGCCCAAAAGGGACGUCCCAGGACCAACAAGGGCAGCCCAGCUGUGAGGAUUGUCACCCGGGGUCAUUCCAGAACCUGACCGGUCAGUCCACCUGUCUGAAGUGUCCGCCCGGGCACAGCCAGAGUGGCAAUGGCAGCACCACCUGUGACCUGUGUCCUCAAAACUCUUACUGCAGAGAGCCCGGAUGUGUCCAGUGUUCACUGUGUCCUGCAGGAACGUAUGGGAAUGACUCCACGGGCUUAACGGAGUGCCCAGCCUGUCGCCCAGGAAGUUUCUCAGCAGCAAAUGGGUCUAGUCAAUGUACUCUAUGUUCGAAAGGGUUUUACCAGAAUAAAAUCAACAAAACUAAGUGUGAACCAUGUGCAAUCGGAUCCUACUGUAGUGAUGAUGGUUGUGAAACGUGCGGAGCAUGUGCAGAAGGCCAUGAAACUCGGGAAUUAAACAGUACAAAAUGUGAACUGUGCCUCAGAGGGUAUUACAAAGACGAACCUUCAACGGAACGUUGUAGGCAGUGUAAAGAUGGCUUCUACACGACCGGUGAGGGAUCAACCUCCUGUCUCGAAUGUCCCCGGGGGUUCUACUGUCCGAACCCUUGGAACAACCCAAUUCCUUGCCCUGAUUCAUCUACAUGUCCUGCAGGACAAUCUUCCCCUAUUCCAUGCAAUGUUCCAUUUUUUUCUCCAGACAAAACAACGUAUGAGUGUCGACCUACUGAAGAACUUAUUGCUCUCAUUGCUGGAGUUUCUGUGGUCACUCUCAUUAUAGUUUUUGCAAUUACAUACAAAGUGUACAAGUAUAGGAGAUCUCGCCAGUUUCAAGAAGAAACACAACCCCUAACAACGACACCAAAAACCCAAAUAUACCAAGGCUUAUAGCGGAUUAUAUUCUAAACUGUGCAACAACCAUUUUCCUUGUAGAAAUAAGGUGAUGACAACACUAAAAAAAAGUAUGUAUUUAGAUGUGAAGUUAAACUAUUUUUUAUGAUGGAAAAAUAUUCCAAUUUGUUCUUGUAUAUCAAAAAGUAUUUCUUAAAAUUGUGUGGGCGGAUUGAUGGUUGUGUGUG
Magallana angulata is the source of this 1750-nucleotide messenger RNA. Its product is annotated as proprotein convertase subtilisin/kexin type 5-like. Bases 195 to 1562 code for a protein of 455 amino acids. The record is from RefSeq and is a predicted model, not a curated record. The transcript is spliced from 10 exons. Lineage: Eukaryota; Metazoa; Mollusca; Bivalvia; Ostreida; Ostreidae.